UUUUUAAAAACGGGGAUAUACAGGCGCGGUUUCUUUCACCAAUAAAAGCAUUUUUGUAGCGCAAGCGCAGUUGUGUUUGGUGAGGGUACCUGGCAGCUCUGGUGAAUACCUGGCGGCGGCAGAUCGCAGUCGGCCAGUGGCGCGUAUCAGUGUGUGUUUGUUCUGUAAAGCAAUUUUCAUCUUGAUUGUUUUUUCGACGAAGCUUUAACCGUUUUUUUUGCGGAGAAAAAAGAAGUGGAGAAGAGAAAAACCUAAAGGAUUAUUUGUAUAGUUGAGAAGCCGAAAUGGCCAUGGGCCGUUCUCAUGAUAAACAUGCCGGCUCAAAACACCGGGAAAGGUGAUACAAUAUUCUUGCCGGAAAGCCUUGAUUAAAGUUUAUGGCAUAAGUUUUCCAUGUCGAGGAGUCGCAGGAGCGGCUAAAGAAAUUCUAGUGGGAUAUUAUUAUGCUAAUCGUGGUGUGGUCAGAAUGCGAGAGGAAGAGCUCGAGAUUUCCCUCAAGGUGGUAAUAGUGGGCAAUGGUGCUGUGGGAAAAUCCUCCAUGAUCCAAAGAUUUUGUAAAGGAACUUACACGAGGGACUACAAGAAAACAAUAGGGGUCGACUUCCUCGAAAGGGAGAUUGAGGUUGAUGGCGAGGACGUUCGAUUGAUGCUCUGGGACACAGCAGGUCAAGAAGAAUUCGAUGCAAUUACUGCCGCCUAUUACCGAGGAGCUCACGCUUGUGUUCUGGCUUAUUCAGUCACUGACAGAGAUUCCUUCGAUGCCAUUCCCUCCUGGAAGUUGAAGGUUGAGAACGAAUGUGGUGAAAUACCAACGGUUCUAGUGCAAAAUAAAAUGGACCUCGUCGAUCAAUGUGUUGUCGAUCCAGACGAAGCAGAAAGACUUAGCCGAGCUUUAGGUUGCAAACUUUUGAGGACUUCGGUGAAAGAAGAUGUUGGAGUGAUGAAUGUCUUUAGACAUUUGGCGACCCGUUGUCUUUUAGAAAUGCGUCGCAAUGAGGACGAAGACGAUCUCAGGAUGUAUUCUUCAGAGCCUAGAACACCUUCUGUUAUAAGUGCCUUUAGUCCCAAUGGAUCGACAGGAGGUCGUAUUGCAAGUAACGGAACGAUCGUAUUACGACCAUCGGGCAAAAAAGUUCGUAGUCACAAAAAGAAACAUUUUGUCAAGAGUUCCUGUCGACUGUUUUAAUGAUUACUGAUUAUAAAUUUUAAGAAUUAAUCUCAUGACAAAAAAACUAUCAAAUGACGGUUGCAUUACUUGUAAUGAAACAAGAUAAUGAAAAAAACCAGAUAAUAUAUUUUAAUAAUUACACAAGGGUGCCUUUCUCCAAAGCAACAGGUGCGAAGAAACAUUUUUCAUAUUUUUUUAUGUAAUUAUAUAUUGCUCAUUGUUAAGUUUUCUCACAACGAGCCAAUUGUAAAUAUGUAAUUUAACAAAUAUCACAUAGUUUUUAUCUUCAUUUUUCAGUUGUUUUUCCUGUUAAAUUAUAAGCAAAAAUUUGUUUUUUUCUAAUUUUGUGUUUCCUGUAUUUUUAAUACUCGAGUGUUCUCGUCUUCUUUUUCUAUAUUAUAAAAAAAAUGUUCGAAAGUAUUAAAUUUUAAAAGAAAAUUGUAUGAAUCUUUGCCCGAGUGUAAAAAAAAAUAUUUAAGAAUUAUUUAUAGAAAAAAAAUGAAGUGUGAGUAUAUAAUUAUAACCAAAUAUCUUAAGUUAAAGAUAAAUAUAAUAAAAAUGUUUUAAUUUAUAAGGUACUUAAGUAAUUUAUUUCAAUAAAGGCUACAAAUUUUAUAAUUGAACUUUUAUUAUCACAGAAAUGACAAUAGAAGUUAUUUUUGUAAUUUUUACAUUAAAUUUGUUAAUAUAAUCAAAGCUGAUAAGUUUCUUCUAAUUAAGAAAAAAUAAAUAAAAAUAUUUAUUUACUAAAGGAAUUUUUUAGUUUACAUUACAAUAAAGCCGUUUUCAAGUCCCUACUUUGAAACAAAAAUUGAUACACUUUUUUUAUUUACACACAUUUUUUCUUAAUUUAAAUUUUUUCUAUUUUUUAAAUAACUUUUUUUUAAUAUAAAGUAUUAAAAAUUAAUAUUUUAAUAUCAAAAAGAAAUUGUGACAAAUUGACUUGAAAAUGACAUUAUAGUACAUUUUACUAAGUCAUUGAUUUAAAUUGCUUUUUUCUGGAAAGUAUUCGAAGACAAAUUUUUACACGAUUUCAAACUAUAAUUAAUUCUUCCCUAAGAAGCUAUAAGAUAACAUUCGCACUUUUAAUCGUAAGAAACAAUGAAAGAAUUGAUAACUUACACGAGAGCUGAUAAGAAUUUGAAUUUUAAUAAUUAAAGGAUAAAAAGUUGAAAGCGACGAAAAUUCCAGACCGUCCUGCAGUCUAUUGCAUCCUCAAAUAAA
This is a messenger RNA of Leptopilina heterotoma, 2392 nucleotides long. It is a transcript of the gene Rab23, whose product is annotated as ras-related protein Rab-23. The coding region runs from base 467 to 1186 and encodes 239 amino acids. The record is from RefSeq and is a predicted model, not a curated record. Gene Ontology annotation, molecular function: GTPase activity; GTP binding. The transcript has 7 exons. Lineage: Eukaryota; Metazoa; Arthropoda; Insecta; Hymenoptera; Figitidae.